This is a messenger RNA of Scophthalmus maximus (turbot), 6697 nucleotides long. RefSeq names its product NACHT, LRR and PYD domains-containing protein 14. The record is from RefSeq and is a predicted model, not a curated record. Lineage: Eukaryota; Metazoa; Chordata; Actinopteri; Pleuronectiformes; Scophthalmidae. Gene Ontology annotation, molecular function: protein binding.
CACAAACACGCAGAGAGAGGGGAGGAGCAGCUAAAAACGAAAGUGUUCAGUGGAGUCAGACUCCAUUGUAACUGAGCAGAACCGGAGGAAAACAGGAAAGUGACACAGUGUUGGCGCUUCACCUCUCAGACCAGAGAAGAUGAGUGAUUUGGAGGAAGACGAGGACAGAGCAGAGUCUCCAGUGUUCAGCUGUGUGUCUAUGAAGAGUGACUGGUCCAAAGAUAUUCCUCCAAACUUCAGUAUUGAACCUGGACCCUCACACUCUGAACAAAGAUCAGAGUCUCCAGUGUUCAGCUGUGUGUCUAUGAAGAGUGACUGGUCCAAAAAUGAUCCUCCAAACUUCUCGAUUGAACCUGGACCCUCACACUCUGAACAAAGAUCAGAGUCUCCAGUGUUCAGCUGUGUGUCUAUGAAGAGUGACUGGUCCAAAGAUGAUCCUCCAAACUUCAGUACUGAACCUGGACCCUCACAGUCUGAAGAGGAGAGGAGUCAUGUUUCUGUGGAGAAGCUGUCGUCCUGCUGUGCUUCUUGUCAGGACGUCCUGAAGGAUCCAUUCUCUACCAGCUGUGGACACUGGCUCUGCAGACGCUGCAUCACCUCAUCCUGGGAUCAGUCGUCUUCACCAGGAGAGACCACCUGUCCCCAGUGUGGACAAAGAUCCAGAAUCCCAGGACCUGGAGCUCAGACAGCAGCAGAUAGUGGUCUGCAGCAUGUUCUACAUGAACAUAAGAUCAGUCUGAGGAGGAGAUUUGAACGUGUGACUGAAGGAAGUGAUGAAAGAGGAAGUGAAACCCUCCUCAACACGAUCUUCACUGAGCUCUACAUUACAGAGGGACAGAGUGAAGAGGUCAAUACCCAACAUGAGGUGAGGCAACUUGAGACAACUUUCAAGAAGAAGUCCCUCCAUGAAACUUCCAUCAAGUCCCACGACAUCUUUAAAGCCGAACCCGACCAGCAGAGACGCAUUAGAGUCGUCCUGAUGAACGGCGUCGCUGGUGUUGGAAAAACCUUCUCAGUGCAGAAGUUCACUCUGGACUGGGCGGAGGGUUUGGAAAACCAAGACGUCAGUCUGCUGAUUCUGCUUUCAUUCAGGGAGCUGAACCUGAUCAAAGACGAACAAUACAGUCUUCUUGCGCUGCUCCAUGUUUUCCAUCCAACAUUACAGAAGGUCACAGCGGAGAAGCUCGCUGUCUGUAAACUGUUGUUCAUCUUUGACGGCCUGGAUGAAAGCAGACUUUCUCUGGAUUUCAACCACAGGAAGGUUGUGUCUGAUGUCACACAGAGGUCAUCAGUCAAUGUGCUGCUGACGAACCUCAUGCAGGGGAAUUUGCUUCCCUCCGCUCUCGUCUGGAUUACUUCCAGACCUGCGGCGGCCAAUCAGAUCCCUCCUACUUGUGUUGACAGGGUAACAGAAGUACGAGUCCAGAAGGAGGAGUACUUCAGGAAAAGGUUCAGUGAUGAAGAGCUUUCCAGCAGAAUCAUCUCACACAUGAAGACGUCCAGGAGCCUCCACAUCAUGUGUCUAAUCCCAGUCUUCUGCUGGAUCACUGCUACAGUUCUGGAGCACAUGUUGACCACAGACCAGAGAGAAGAGCUGCCCAAGACCCUGACUGACCUGUACUCACACAUCCUGCUGGUUCAGACAAAGAGGAAGAAAAACAAGUAUCAUAAGAGAUGUGAGACAAGUCCACAGGAGCUGACGGAGGAUGACAGGGGAGAUCUCCUGAAGCUGGGGAGGCUGGCAUUUGAACAUCUGGAGACAGGACACAUCAUGUUCUACCAAGAAGACCUGGAGCGCUGUGGUCUUGAUGCCACAGAGGCCUUGGUGUACUCAGGAGUUUGUACUGAGAUCUUCAGAAAAGAGUGUGUGAUCUUCCAGAAAACCGUCUACUGCUUUGUUCAUCUGAGCGUUCAGGAGUUUCUGGCUGCAGUUUACAUGUUCCACUGUUACAACAACAGAAACAAAAAAGUAGUCAACGAUUUACUGGGGAAAAAUUGGAACAACACACAACAUGACCCUUCUCUGGAAGUCUUUCUGAAGACAACCAUGGAGAAAUCCCUUGAAAGUCAAAAUGGCCACCUGGAUCUGUUUGUCCGCUUCCUUCACGGCCUCUGUCUGGAGUCCAACCAAAGACUCUUAAGAGGCCUGCUGGGUCAGACAGAGAACGAUCCAGAAAUCAUUCAGAGAGUCAUCGACAACCUGAAGGAGAUGAACACUUAUUAUAAAAUCUCCCCUGACAGAAGCAUCAACAUCUUCCACUGUCUGAUGGAGAUGAACGACCUCUCAAUACACCAGGAGAUCCACGACUUCCUGAAGUCAGAGAAUAGAUCAGAGAAGAAACUCUCUGAGAUCCACUGCUCUGCUCUGGCCUACAUGCUACAGAUGUCAGAGGAUGUUCUGGAUGAGUUGGACCUGAACAAGUACAACACAUCAUGGGAGGGACGGCAGAGACUGAUCCCAGCUGUCAGGAACUGCAGAAAGGCUCGAUUUAUUGGCUGUCGACUCUCAGAGACUCACUGUGAAGUAGUGGCCUCAGCUCUGAAGUCCAACCCCUCCCACCUGACAGAAUUGGAGCUGACUGAAAACGACCUGCAGGAUUCAGGAGUGAAGGUUUUGUCUGCUGGACUGGAGAGUCAACAUUGUAGACUGGAGACUCUGAGGUUGAGUCUCUGCAGUUUGUCAGAGAUCAGCUGCUCUUCUCUGGCCUCAGUUCUUAAGUCCAACCCCUCCCACCUGAGAGAACUGGACCUGAGUGACAACACGCUGCAGGAUUCAGGAGUGAAGGAGCUGUCUGGUUUUCUGGAGAUUCCACACUGUAGACUGGAGACUCUGAGGUUAGAGAACUGCAGUUUGUCAGAGAUCAGCUGUUCUUCUCUGGCCUCAGCUCUGAAGUCCAACCCCUCCCACCUGAGAGAACUGGAGCUGAGCCACAACGAGCUGCAGGAUUCAGGAGUGAAGGAGCUGUGUGUUUUUUUGGAGAGUCCACACUGUAGACUGGAGACUGUGAGGUUGAGUCUCUGCAGGUUGUCAGAGAUCAGCUGUUCUUCUCUGGCCUCUGCUCUGAAGUCCAACCCCUCCCACUUCAGAGAACUGGAGCUGAACAACAACAAGCUGCAGGAUUCAGGAGUGAAGGAGCUGUGUGGUUUUCUGGAGAGUCCACACUGUCGACUGGAGACUCUGAGGUUGAGUCUCUGUAGUUUGUCAGAGAUCAGCUGUUCUUCUCUGGCCUCAGCUCUUAAGUCCAACCCCUCCUACCUGAGAGAACUGGAGCUGAGCAUCAACAAGCUGCAGGAUUCAGGAGUGAAGGAGCUGUGUGGUUUUCUGGAGAGUCCACACUGUAGACUGGAGACUCUGAGGUUGGAAAACUGCAGGUUGUCAGAGAUCAGCUGUUCUUCUCUGGCCUCAGCUCUGAAGUCCAACCCCUCCCACCUGAGAGAACUGGAGCUGAGCUGCAACAAGCUGCAGGAUUCAGGAGUGAAAGAGCUGUGUGGUUUUCUGGAGAGUCCACACUGUCGACUGGAGAAUCUGAGGUUGAGUGACUGCUGGUUGUCAGAGAUCAGCUGUUCUUCUCUGGCCUCAGCUCUGAAGUCCAACCCCUCUCACCUGAGAGAACUGGAGCUGAGUGACAACGAGCUGCAGGAUUCAGACCUUGAGAAGCUGCAGUAUCUUGUCCAGACAGUCAUGGCUGAAGACUGAGUUCAGCUCCACCAUCCUCCCUGCGUCUUCCUGUGGAUGCGACAGAGCAUCUUAAUAAAUAAUAAUAAUAAUAAUAAUACAUUUUAUUUGUCUGCCCCUGUUAAGACACCCAAGGACACCUUACAAAACAUUAAUAAAAGACAAAUUUAUCAGUAGUAAAAUCAAGGACUCAAUGAUAACAUUUAAGUCAAUAAAAUCAGGGGGGCUUUGAAGGUUAGCAGUAAAACUUUGUAAUUUAUCCUUUGGGCUACAGGAAGCCAGUGGAGGUGAGUGAGGAGGGGUGUGAUAUGGUCCCUUGAUCUGGUGUGGGUGAUGAUCCGAGCUGCAGAGUUCUGAAUGGAUUGGAGGCAAUGGAGAAGUCAAUUUGUGGUGCCAGUGAGGAGGGCGUUUUAGUAGUCUAUGUGGGGAACAGGACGUGAAUAAGGACUUGUGUAUUGUGUCGGGAGAGGGCGGGGUGGUGUCUGGAGAUGUGGAUGAGAUGAUAGAGAUGAGGUGAAAGUAUACAGUGCGUGUGAUAUUGCUGAUGUGGGGGCCAAAGGAAAGUGUACUGUCCAGAAUGACGGCGAGACUUUUGACAGGAGGUGGGAAUCAGAUCAACUGUUAUGGUGAACUGGUGGGUUUUGGGCUUUUAUUUCCAUUGAGUUUGAAAAGAGUGAUUGACAUCCAGUUGCUGAUAGCUUGUAGACAGGAGGUGAGGGCAGAGGGGGAAAGAGAAGACUUUGGUUUUGUGGAGGGGUAGAAUUGUGUAUCAUCUUCAUAUUAUGGCUAGGUUCCUGUUCUUUUUUCAGUGUGUGGUACGAUGGGCAUAAGUUGGAAAUUCCCCGCGUGCAUGGGUGUACUUAUUUUUCUGUAUAUUUUGUGUCUUUGUUUAUGGGUGUGUGUCUAUAUAUAGAUAUGCCAUCCCUCUACGGAGGUAUAGGUGUGUUUGUGUGUGUAUAUGCACGUGUAUACCUGCAUGCAUGUUUCUACUUGGUUUUUUGUUGUUGUUGUAGUUUUUCCUAUUUUUUUAUCAUUAUUAUUAUAUUUUUUUAAUCUUUUAUUAUAAUAAUUUUUUAUCUUUUUCUUUUCAUUUGCCUUUUUUGAAACUUAUUUAUUAUAGUUUUUACUAUAUUUAUUUACUUUAAAAAUGUUUCUCCUCUUGAUCUGAGUGUAAGGGUUGAGUGGGGAUUAAUAAUAUAUAUAUAUAUAUAUAUAUAUAUAUAUAUUAAAAAAGUGUUGUGUAUCAUCGGCCUAACUGUGUAAGUUGAUCCCAAAAUGACGGAGAAUGUUGCCAAGAUGUUGAAUGUAGACAGUAAAAAGCAUUGGUGAAAAUAUUGUGAAAUAUUCCUGGGGGCACCAGGAAUUACUGUGACUUGUGGCCAGAUUUCUUUUGUUUUGUUUCCGCAGUGGUUGAGGCAGACUUUUGACCGUUUAACUCGGUCCAUGUUUCACUUUGUGGCUCGGACAUUAGCAUCACGGGUGUGACGCUAAUGCACAAGGGUGGGGGAAAGGGGACAGACUACCCAGGACCCAAGGGUGUUAACAUAAAUUAAAAAAUGGGCUGAAUACAUUGUCACAUUGUGACUGAACUAUGUAUUUCAAAAAAUAGUGGAGGGAGGUUCUCUGAGGUCCCUCUUACCCCUUACAAAAGGCGCAAAAUUUGGUUUAGUCUGCCCAUCACGACUCAGCAUUCGAAGUGACAUUUGUAAUGUCUUCCCUCAAGAAAGCAAGGUCUGGGUCCCAGAAGAGAAAAGAGAAAGGAAAGAGAGGAAAAACAAAACAAGGGAAAACAACUCUUAAUUCAUCAACUUUCUGGACGCCUCUGUGAUCAUGAUUAUGUAAUUUGAUCACAUUGACAUUCAUUAACUUCUUUGACCAAAUUACACACAUUCAGGCUCUUACACAUUAUCUAAUGAAUUAAUUUGAAUUAAUAAUAGUUUUCUAUUAUUAUUAUUAUUAUUAUUAUUUACAAUCCAGCUCAUUUCCCUCAUGUGUUUAAGAGUUUUUUCACUGGCUUAUCACUCCCUGUCUUGCUUGGGAGUAAUUUUACACAUUCUAACCUUACUACAUACACUCAACAUGCACUUUAUUAGAAACACUUUUACACCUGCCUAUUCAUGCAGUCUACCAAUCAUCAAUCACAUGGCAGCAGUGCCUGCACAAAACCCUGCAGAUAUAGGUCAGGAACUUCGAUUAUCCGACAAAUGUGGUGGGCAGAAAAGCCUCUCAGAGUGACAUUGUUAAUUGGACAUUAUUAGAUUGUUAAAAGUGAUGCAUGGAUAUGUAGUUUUACUGUUGUAACCCUAAUUGAGUAACCCUAAGUUGCAGCUAAUUAACCUUGUAAAACAACUGUAGAUUGUUUUUUAGGAAUGUUUGCUACAGCAACACACAAACACACACACACACACACACACACACAAACACAAAGGUUAUAUCACGCACUUUCCUGAUGUGGACAGCAGAUGGCGACAGAGACCAGAUGACAUGAUUUCAAUUCGAUAUGCAUUGAGAGGCCGGGGGCACCACACUACUUUAGUCUAACAUUUUAAAUUCAACAGGAUUUCACUGUUAUGUUGAAGCAAGUAUUCAUUUAAAAUUUUCAUUCAUUUUCAGUGGAUAAUGUCAGCUGUAAGCACAAGAAACGACAAUAACAGAGUUGUGCAUAUAGGUUACAAUUCAACGAAAAGGGGCAACCACUGCAAGAGUCAAAAAUUCGAUUUAUUUAAUCCUCAAUCAGCAACAAGCCUCCAGUUGAUACACAACCGAGGGUCUGGACACUUAAAGAUUGUGCGCUUUAUUUUUAGACACUGGUCUCUUGAGAAAUGGUCCACAGCUAACCCCUAGGUGCAGCAGUGGCAGCUCUGUGCCGUGCAUUUUAAACAGGGAGGGGCGGGGUGGUGGAGGGGAAAGGGAACAACAGAGCAAGGGAAAAGAAGUUUGUCAGAGUUCAUUAAGUAUCAAGGGAACAUCGCUGGAACUGGCAGCGUAAGCCGCGCCGGGGCCCUAGUGCCAUUAAUCACG